AUGGUGUGGAGCCGGGCCCUCUGGUUGGUCAUCUGCAGUAUCGUGCGCUGGGGACGGCUUUGCCCCCUUAGCACGUGGGAGGAGGGCGGAUCGUUUGGAAUCAAGUCAAAGAUCAUCUCCUUGUGUUCUGACCACCAUGCCACUCAUCCCAGGCUUUUUCGGAGAGCGGCCGCGUCUGCGGUGCAGAUCAAUUUCGCGACUUGCAACGCGCUGAUGGGCGCCCAUCAGCCUGAUGAUGAUGCUGAGGAGGAGGAGGAGGAUGAGAAUGACGAGGCCAAGAGUUUGAACAGUCCAUGGAGCCCAGCGGUCUCUUUGCUGGACGACAUGCGGAGAUGCUCCAUUGAGAUGACGCAGACCACCUGCAAUGUGUUGCUGUGCUGCCUCGAGGAGGGAAGCAAGGCGACGCUGCCAGACGCGGAGAACGCGCUGGUUGAACAGGUGCCCAACGCUCGGCACCUGUGGAUGACAACCCUUGCCUUGUACGCAGAAGAGGAGGAGAAGGGAUGGCUGGAGCCGGACAGGCGUACACUGGGCGCCGUGCUCGGCGGCGCGGCAAGGGCCCAGCAAUGGGAUGGAGCGCUGCAGACGCUUUCGGACAUGCUCCGAGAGGCCCAAGACGCGCAGGGCGCCGAUCCAGACGAGGCUCACUUCGACCUGGUGAUUUCGGCUUGUGCCAAGGGCGCCUGCAAGGAUGGCCUGAAAGAUGCGACGAUCCGCAUGCGGCAUGGCGCCCUCGCCGAAGAGGCUGCCGAGAGCUACCUCCUUGAGCUAGCGGACUUGGACGGGGACUCGCCAAGUCCCAACCAGGCCAAAGCAAGCAAGUCCUGGGAUUCCUUGCCGUAUUCCAGUUUCGCUGGCAGCACGGCUGGCGAAAAGGAGCAGAAUGCCUCGCAACUGAAGGGCUUGCCGUCAGAGGGAAGUCCCGGCUUCAACACCAGUGAGAGCUCUGCCCCUGCAGAGCCGCUGUCUGCACAGCAUAUUGCGCCGAGUGGCGAAACGACGAGGAAAGAUCCCCAGGUAGAGGUGACUGCAGCUGGCGAUGUCCUGGUUGCUGGGCAAGCUCUAGCACCCGUGGCAGCUACAGCAGACCUCUCACGGACAGCAGCUCCCAAAGUUGAAGCCGCCGUCGUUUCGGUGCAGGCACUUCCUGAGCACAGCUCGCAGCCUGCGCAGGCGCCUGUUGCAGGCAUGACUGCGAGCGUGGAUGCUUCAAGGUCUGCGCAGCCAUUCCCAGCCCCUCCAGCCAACAGGCCUGACAAGGGACCAGAGGUGCAGCGAACAGAUUUGCCACAACCCGCGCGGGAACCCGCACCAUCUGUGACGGCGAACCCAACGGCCCAGACGCAGACGGUGGGGACGGUGGGGCUGGCAGGGUCCGUUAGUCAGCCGCUGUUGCAGCCGCUGCCUCCGUACCACAAUCCAACACGGAAUCCCCAGGUUCUGGCUGCUUCAAUUCCACAGCCCACGCCGCUUCCUGGCCAUACCGCAUUGGAUCUCGCGACUUCAGAGGCGACUGCACCAGUGCCACCAGCAGCCGUGGCCCCGGUAGCGAUGCCAGGGGAGGGCGUGGCCACGGCACCCCCGCAAAGCAUCUCCAGUAUUCCUAGCCAUGCUGGGGAGGCUUCGAUUCAGUUGCAAGGUGUUUCGCAACAGUUGGUCGACAUGCCUCCCAGAGUGGAAGUGGCGCGUUCUGUGGCGCCGCACUCCCCACGUGCGGCUGCAGACGCGGAGCCUCUGCAGCCAGCUGCGGUCAUUGCCGGCACUCCUGAUGCGAGGGCAGGCCCAACCGCGGCAGCUGGUUCGACGGCCGCGCAACCUCUGCAGAGAGGUGCUGAUCAGGCUGAUCCUGAGGUAAGUUCAGACACACGGACCGAGGCGUCCGAGGCGUCGGCGACGCCCGAGCCGUUGAGGCCCUUCCAGCCGGUUCUGCCGGCAAGGAAAGUUGUUCUGGUUGUCACGCCGACGGUGGUCACACAGAGUACCCUGACAGCUGCAAAUGUUGAACCCGCGCAGCCCCCACAAGCACCACCACCACCGAUAGUGGAAGCUUCACGAACAGACAGCGGCACCAUGCCUGCCGGCGACUUGCCAUCUCCAAAGCCGGAUGGCAGUCCGAGCCAGAGCUUGCCAGAUCACGUGCCUCGGGUCUCCGCAGAAGCCCAGCACGCAGCUGUCAUAUCUGUUGAAGCCGCGGCUGCCUCGGCUGUAGCAAGACAGACUGCAGCUUUAGAAGGAGCAUCAAUGUCCGUUGUGCCCGAGGGGUCCCCAACAGCAGCAGCGAUGAGCCCUGUCAGCAAUGGCAAUAUCUCCACGGCCAGUGUGAGGGGGCCAAUGCCGAUGCCCACAGCAGUGAGCAGCCAGGGAGAGCCGGCGCAGCACCUGUCCAUGGCGGCGGCCAGCCUGGCAGAGCAAGAGAGCUUCCAGGAUGAAGGAGACAAGGCCAGGCAGGUCCCGAUUGCCUCGGGCAUGAUGCCAGCUGCCCAAGGCAUGGCUGCCACGCCCAUGGCUCCCAUGGGGGGUACCGUGGUAAGCAAUGGUGCGGCCUCGGCGAUGGUGCCAGGGAUGAUGAGUGCAUCAGCCGGAUCAGAUCCGACAACAACUGCAACUGCAGCCCCCACAACGGCUGCACCAACCACGGCAGCAGCUACCGCAGCACCUACAACUGCGGCAGCUACCACAGCUGCUGCAACCACCAUAGCAGCAACCACCACUGGAAAAGAGGAAGGUGAAGGGGAGGAGGGAGAAGAGAAGGAAAGCGGAGAAGAACAUGGAGGUGGCCAUGAAAUUGUUGCGGUGGGAGCGGGCAGCAGUGAUGAGGCGAGCUUAGAGAACAGCAGUGCGGGGCCAGCCGAUGGGACCUCUGGAGAGGCUGGCGCUGGAGCGAAGGCCAAGAUCUUGGGCAUGGAUCAACAGCUGCUGCUGACUGGUGUGGCCGCCGUUGUGCUCAUUGUGGUGGUGCCGGUAGGCGUUUUCUGCUGUUGCUGCCGGAGAAAGUAA
This is a messenger RNA of Symbiodinium natans, 2997 nucleotides long. The record is from the annotation of a GenBank genome assembly. NCBI's taxonomy places the organism in Eukaryota, Dinophyceae, Suessiales, Symbiodiniaceae.